Molecule: messenger RNA, 1710 nt
Organism: Suillus paluster
Lineage: Eukaryota; Fungi; Basidiomycota; Agaricomycetes; Boletales; Suillaceae
Exons: 5
Coding region: 1-1710 (569 amino acids)
Source: RefSeq, a predicted model, not a curated record
AUGAUUUCAGGUUCAGAUGAUGAUGUACCACUCGCUCAAAGCAUGCCUACGGCGCUCACGGCCCAAAAGUCUAUUCGGAGGCAGCUGCGUGAUGAGCGCCACAAACGGAAGAUGGAGCGUGCGAAGAGCACUCGCGCAGCAAUGUCAUCCGAACGGCCUCCCGUUCCUGCCCUUCCUCACACUGUAAUACAUGGCCGACAACAUUCUGCGUCCGCUGCGCCCUUGCCUGCUGUAUCAAGAGGUGAGAGGACUCGUGGUAGACCAGCUCCCAUCGAGCCUUUCCCAGUUGAUGACUUGGCGACGAAAUUAGCGAGCCUUCAAAUGGUAGCGCCCCCUUCGACCGCACUACCUUCCUAUAACGGAAUAGCUUCUGCAUCACUAUCUGCAAGAGCACCCGUUCCUGGUUCUGGCCCACGGAGUCUCCGUCCGCAAGGCGUGGACGAGAUGGCAUUCCUCCAACACGUUCCGGCUUAUAACACCGACAAACCUCCACAAGAUCGGCAAUUAAGGUCCAUGCGAUCUUUCCGCCGUUCAGAGGGAAGAACGGUGGAUACAACUCAGCCACGUCUAGAGUCAUCUUCAUCGCAACUCCUCGGACGUAGACCGACGACUACUUCGCGGAGACCAGAAGACCCGCCUCUGCGUCGGGAUAAGUCGGUCUCUCGUCCAUCCAGAGACGGUCUGGAGAGUCGCAAUGGCUCGGAGCCGCAUUUAAGGUCUGCUCGCGCAAGCGAGGAUAGUAGGAGGCCAACACCAACGAUUCCUCGCGUCUCCAUAGACCAGGAUGUCGAACAGCGUGUUUUUCAACGCCCUCCCGUGGAGCUGGUACAUCCACGGGCUCAGCCUUUGCCUGUGAUGAAAGUGCAGGUCACUCAGCAACGGGUCUUCGUCGGAGAUAUGCAAAGAUUUAAUAUGGUUGAAAUUACCCCCAAUACCAACGCUGGUGAUGUCAUUGCCUUGGUUGCAAGCCAAGGAUCGUUGGAUCAUACGGGGGGCUGGAUGCUGUUCGAGCUCGCGAAUGACUUUGGCAUGGAACGCCCUAUCCGAAGUUAUGAGCUACUCUCAGAUGUCACUUCAUCUUGGAACAAAGACAAACUCCUUAAUGCCUUUGUGAUCAGACGUACCUACCUGGCACCGUUCUUGAGCCGUUCAAACCUACCCACAAGCUCACCUACAAACCGCGGUUAUGUGGAAUGGGAGACCAAGAAGGGCAAGUGGAGCAAACGCUGGAUGGAGUUGCGAGAACACAGUUUGUGGUUGUCCAAGCGCGACACAGGAAAGGAUGAGACUUUCCUAUGCUCACUCUCGAAUUUCGAUGCGUACUAUGUCACCAGAAAACACAAGUCUCCUAAACCGUUUGUUUUUGCCAUCAAAUCUACUGACAACAUCUCACUAUUCGAGAAUAUGUCGGACUAUGUUCACAUCUUGUCAUGCAACCAAAAGGACGGUGAGAGAUGGAUGGAAGCUAUCCUUGUCGCGCGAUCCUACGUUCUAUUCCAGGAACGACAUGUCCUAUUCGCAAAACCAGGGGAUUCCACCUCGAUCUCCAAUACGCUAUCUCGGUCUCAAACAAGAAAACAGUCCGUUUCUGCACGCCCUAGUCAGCCUCUUGUAAAUGUCUCGGCUCCCUUCAGCGCAUCCGCCACCGCUGGCGUCACAUUCGAACCUGGCUCCCUCCUGGCCAAACACAAAGGAGAUGUUAUGUCAUGA